AUGGUGACACUGUUUUCCCUUGGUACGAUUGGUGCAAAGGAAUUUGGCCUGUUAUGCCUAUGGGCCGUAUCUCCUCUGGCAGGCCAAGCUUCGCUUCGCAUCAUAAACCUUAUAAAUAUUACAGAAACCACUAUUCUGGCCCCAUGGAUUACUUUCAAUUUCACGAGUAAUUUCCAGACAAUCGAGGAGGAUUUCGAACUUGCAAUAAACUACACAUAUGCGCUAUAUAAUGCUCGAGCGGGAAGUUCGGGGCUGAAGCAUCCGUGCGCUGACGAAAAUGCGCAGUAAGAUAUUUUGAGUCUUUUCAAAUUUCUAUUGAUGUGCUUUUCUUGUGUUUCUUCUCUUUGCGUAAAAGGCCUGGCAAACUAACAUCCUCGCUUACUCUAGACUUCUACUCCCCUCGCUACCGAGCAAUGGGUCUUUGGAACUUCCAGAAUGCAAUUCAAUUCGGCCAUAUUCAAACAAUCUUACGAGCCUUGUCGGCCAGAGAAUCGUGGGCCUUCUCGUCAAUCUUUCAUCUACUCCAGGAGUGGUUUCUCAAGAGACGCCGCUUUCACCACUUAUGUGGGAAGAUGAGCUGCUCACAUCCGUGGAAUUCGAGGUAGGCCAAUAUAUAUGA
This is a messenger RNA of Hymenoscyphus albidus, 619 nucleotides long. NCBI's taxonomy places the organism in Eukaryota, Fungi, Ascomycota, Leotiomycetes, Helotiales, Helotiaceae. The record is from the annotation of a GenBank genome assembly.